Molecule: messenger RNA, 324 nt
Organism: Metopolophium dirhodum (rose-grain aphid)
Lineage: Eukaryota; Metazoa; Arthropoda; Insecta; Hemiptera; Aphididae
Product: small ubiquitin-related modifier 3-like
Exons: 3
Coding region: 1-324 (107 amino acids)
Biological process (GO): protein sumoylation
Cellular component (GO): nucleus
Molecular function (GO): ubiquitin-like protein ligase binding; protein tag activity
Source: RefSeq, a predicted model, not a curated record
AUGGCUGCAGCGGACGACCAGGACACACCUCCAGUAGAUGCCCCAUCGCCAGAUUCUCCACCUGCAGAAGCUCGACCAGCCAAUGGUCCAUAUCAAAAUCAUAUAAAUAUCAAAGUAUGCAGACAAGACGGCACAAGCCUUCAAUUUCUGAUCAAAAAGACUACACCGUUUGAUAGAUUGAUGAAAACGUACUGUACAAGAUCUGAUUUGCCUUUGAAUGGCGUCAGAUUGCGGUUCAAUGGAAUACAAGUUUGUAGGCUUGAUACACCUUUAUCUCUAGAGAUGGAAGAAGGCGAUUUCCUAGAAGCACUUCAUGAUUUUUAA